This is a messenger RNA of Diaporthe batatas, 3985 nucleotides long. RefSeq lists its product as uncharacterized. Bases 760 to 2847 code for a protein of 695 amino acids. The record is from RefSeq and is a predicted model, not a curated record. Gene Ontology annotation, cellular component: cell division site; growing cell tip; plasma membrane. The transcript is spliced from 3 exons. Lineage: Eukaryota; Fungi; Ascomycota; Sordariomycetes; Diaporthales; Diaporthaceae.
CUGGGGGUGAGUCCAGAUGUCCCGCAUUGAGCCUGGUAGCACUCGGAGCACCCACUUUUGCCUGCUCAAGUGCUGGUAGCACUUGCCUGGUCUCCUGAGCGUCGGUGCGCUUCUCCUCCUGCUACCGCUACCCGUCCCUCGCAACCUUGCGCCAUCUGUGACACUCUUCCGAACUUCUUCCCUCCCUCCCACGACCACGACCACGGCCACGACGAGAGGUCGCCAUCAAUCCAGCCGCCCUCGAUUUUUCUUUCGUCGCCGUUGCCACGAGCGGCCCGACGCCCCUUGCCAACAAGUCGUUCCCAGGAGGCUGGAUCACGGGAAUUAAGCAAGACAGUGCGGGAUCUCGAGGGGAGGCAACGCGAAACCGAAACCACACAGCCCCAGUCUGACUUUCCGACUUUCGCUCGCUCGCUCUCCACCUCUGUCGCCUUCUCAACGCAGCAUUCAAUUCACCACAGCGGAGCCAUAGUUCCCCCUGGACCAAGAACCUGUUGGAACGCCAGCACAAGCAGUCUCUUAUCAGAUUAUCCAACAAAGAGACACUCUCCAUGUUAUCGCGACGUGCUGCGCUCACCACCGCCGUCCCGACCUCUCACCACGUUGCAGCUCAGAACACCAACCGCUUGCGAUAGAUCUCCGCCCCGAUUCUGGUUCCAUUGGCGUCUACUUUCCUUGCCGCGUCUUGACGGCGCUGGCCUGGCCCUCCGGUUCUUCCAACCCAUUUGAGCCUCGAGCCGACGGCCAACCUCUGCCACGAUGCUGCGACCGGCGACUCCCUUGUCGAUCCUGCUCCUCCUGGCUUUUGGCCUGCUCCUGAUCUCGGUCCUGUCGACCCCGAUCAUCCAGCAGAUACCACUUGGCGAAUUCGGCGGUAUCAGUUUCGGCGUUUUUGGCUGGUGUAGGGGCACCACAUGUUCUCCUAUCGAGAUAGGAUAUGACACUUCUGCAAUCAACCAGAAUGGCAACGAAGGUGAUUUCGACCUGCCCAGCUCGACGAGGUCGACACUGUCGGCCAUCCUCAUCGUGCACCCGGUGGCUGCCUUGAUCACUCUCGUCAUGUCUGUUCUCGCUCUGGUAUCCCACCUUCACUCGCCCUCUCACUCCUCUAGAUAUCUGCUUCUAGUAUUCAUCCUCAGUAUCAUCGACUUGAUUGUUUGUCUGCUCUCCUUCCUCAUCGAUGUCCUCCUCUUUGUUCCGCACAUGGCUUUUGGUUCAUACCUCGUCCUUGCAGCAACCAUCCUGGUGGCGCUGAGCACUCUGGUAUCAUGUGCCAUGCGGAGGACAAUUGUCAACAGGAAGGCCAGGAAGAAGAGAAUCGACGAGAACGCAGAGAUGAGCGGAGAGAACUUUUACAACCGCCAGGCCAAGGAGGCGCCAAUGCCGAGCACCGCCCAACCAACCAUGCCUGUUGUCAGCGGUGCAAACGGAGCAGCCAACGAUAAGCUGCCCGUCUUCGCCUCAUUCGAAAAGAAGGAUGACCGCACCAGCGAUGAGCGUAUCCCCUUGACAGCACGCAGCCCUUCCGACAGAUCACCGAACAAUGUGCCCAUGGAGUUGAACAACGCGGAGACCAUGUACAACGGUCCCAUCGGCCCUGGUCCUCGCCGGGCCCCGUCGAGAGACCAGUUCGGCAACCCUAUCAACCCACCACCUGAUGCGUAUGGCAUGCGGAGGCCAUCCACGGAAACCCAACGGUCUCGAGGGCGUGGCGGCGUGCCCCCUGGGGGGUACCGUGGCCGCGGCGGGUACGGCCCUCCAAGAGGUGGGUAUGGCCCCGGCCCUGGAAGGGGGGGAUACGGCCCACCAGGUGGCCGAGGGGCCUAUGGGCCGCCUCCGAACCGAGGGGGUUAUGGACCACCACCACGUGGAUACGGCGGGCCUAUGAUGCGAGGGGGCCGCCCGCCACCGCCGCCGCCAAGCUAUGACUCUGGCCCGUACGACAGGAGGGGCUCACCCGCUGCGGAAUACGGCGGUCCUUACGGCGCCCGCCAGCAGUCUCCGGGCCCUCCAUCGGCGCCUGGCUACCAGAUGAACAGCUUGAACACAUCUAUGCCGAGCGUGUCGACAGGAAACAGUUACGAAGCGUACACACCUGGCAGAGAGAGCGACCUCCCGAGAGCAGAGUCGCCACCACCGCUGCCUGGGGCCGAGAACGAUGUAUCAGGGCGGGCUUCACCGAUGCGCGCGCCUGGUAGCCCUUCACAUGACCAACGGGGCUUUGGUCUCAGCGACAGCGAUGCCGACAUCGCAGGGAUGGUUGGAUUGCAGCAAGGACGAGAUACAGCUCGCCGUCAUGAUACUGUCAUGAGUGAGACCAGCCGAUAUAGCCAGGCGGACGACCAAUACGUUCCAGUGCGUACUGGUUGGAAUCAGAACGCCGCUCAACAUCAGUCGGCAGUGCCUUCUCCACUGCGCCCUCCAGGGGCCAAUCCAAGACAAAACACCGGAAGUCCCCGUCCGGCUCCGCAAGAGACAUCCUAUGUCGAAGACGUAGAUCCUCGCUUUGCCGAGCCUCCAAUGGUGGCCACUCCCGUUCAAAGACCGACACCUCCGGCUCUCGAGACUGACAACUCUUAUGACAGCAUUCCUGAAGGAGCUCGCAGCCCUGCUGAGUCUGAACGAUCAACGUUCACCUCGAUAUCGCAGCGAGGUAUCAAUCCCAACUGGCCUGGGAACAACCCGCCGCCUGCUCUGGGCGGCUUCGGGGCAAUGCCUCCUCGGAGGCCAGUCCAACCGCCCCGAGAUGUGCUAGACGGAAACCCAGAUUUCAUGUUACCAGGCGGCGGUGGUCGUGGAGGACGUGGGCCACGUCGCGGUGGCGGCGCCUAUCCUGGAGGCAUUUGACUACCGUCUCAGCCAGUACGACUGCAGCCCUUGUUUUACUCUACACUUCUCCCAAACCUCGUUUCUACCCUGACCAUAGACCUCGGUUACUUGGCUCAUGUUUGACGGCAUUUGCAUCUCAGGAACCUUGUCUGGCCACAUCAAUUGGCUCAGGUUCACUGUUCACUUCGGUCUUAAUCAGCUCUUAGCCAGAGCCAUAUAUAUACCCAUUCGGCUCGCCUGGCGAUCUCGCUCCGCUUCCUCAAGCUCCUAGGCUUCUAUCCUGUCGAGGUCGGGCUGGAGGAAGGUCAAGCUGGACAGCAUCCUGCGGAAUUAUGACAGGCGUUUCUCAGCUUCCCUUUCUACUUGAAAACUUAUCCACGUCGGCGUUCAAAGGGAUGAUGCAUCAGACCCCACGACAAGGGGGCAUACUUUCGACAAAAUUUCAACUUGAAUUGCGACUUCCCGGCACCACCUUGCAUAUUCACUGGCACCGGCUUUGGAUCCCAACAUAUUUUCCCUCCCCCCCCUUUUUUCUGGCCAUACGACACCGGACUGCUGGGGCGGUACCACUUUAUGUGGACAUCUCUGGAUUAUCACUCAACAUGGUUUCUGUUUUGUUCUUUCUCCCCUUCUUCAUUCUGAGAGGCAUGUUAGCUUCUACGAAUUCCAUACCAAGAUGAAAGAGCACGAACUAGGUAGAGGCGGGUUAGACGAUCAAGUAAUCUCGUCUCAUUGCAUACGGAGAGUGAAGGGCACCGGACUUCUCGCACGUACAGGGAAGUGAGGAUGGUGUUCCGGUUGGACGGGUUCGCUAGAGAUAUGGUGCUGCUCAGGAGCUCCUGGAGAGGCUCGAAGCCUCGAGGAGCCGAAGGCAGCUAGAUAGGCUCGAGAAACGGAACCAAGUUCAGUAAUUUGGAUGGCCCAGGUGAAAAUGCCGACUGAUGCUUGUACAGGAGUGCCUGGAAGACGUGUCUCGGGAAUAUUACCUUGUACCCCCGCAAUGGGCUACGCCAACCGUCCACUUGUCCGUAGGCUGAAGUGGACUGCUUGAACUGACAGCACAGGGGGAGUGCGUGUUCUUUGUCAUACUUGGAUCGGACGCCACGGCUUACUAAAUUUCUACACUAGCUUUGCAUUGCCUAUGCUCCAUGACACA